This is a messenger RNA of Pimephales promelas (fathead minnow), 1304 nucleotides long. RefSeq names its product RAS like proto-oncogene Bb (gene ralbb). Gene Ontology annotation, cellular component: membrane. Lineage: Eukaryota; Metazoa; Chordata; Actinopteri; Cypriniformes; Leuciscidae. Gene Ontology annotation, molecular function: GTP binding; GTPase activity. The record is from RefSeq and is a predicted model, not a curated record. Gene Ontology annotation, biological process: signal transduction.
GGGCGGAGCUGUAGUUGUACGGGACGGGAGUAGUGGAAUUGCUCCCCCGGGUGACAGAAUUAUGUUUUAACCGCUAAUAUAUGCCAAACAAAUCACUGGACCUUCACGGAUCAAACUUCCGUCUAGUUCUGUUUCUUCUUCUAAAACACUAAAGUCAUGGCAGCAAAUAAGAGUAAAAAUCAAAGUUCGCUGGUCCUGCACAAGGUGAUCAUGGUUGGCAGUGGCGGAGUGGGGAAAUCUGCGCUCACACUGCAGUUCAUGUAUGACGAGUUCGUGGAGGACUACGAGCCCACCAAGGCUGACAGUUACAGGAAGAAGGUGGUCCUGGAUGGAGAGGAGGUGCAGAUUGAUAUCUUGGACACAGCGGGUCAGGAAGAUUACGCUGCCAUCAGGGAUAACUACUUCCGCAGCGGAGAGGGUUUUCUCCUGGUGUUCUCCAUCACAGAACCAGAGUCCUUCAGCGCCGCGUCAGAGUUCAGGGAGCAGAUCCUGCGAGUGAAAGCCGAGGAGGAUAAAAUCCCUCUGUUAGUGGUGGGGAAUAAGUCUGAUUUGGAGGAAAGGAGGCAGGUGUCUGCGGACGAGGCCCGAGCCAAAGCGGACGAGUGGGCCGUCCAGUACGUGGAGACAUCCGCCAAAACUCGAGCCAACGUCGAUAAGGUGUUCUUUGACUUGAUGAGGGAGGUGCGGGCGAAGAAGAUGUCUGAGAACAAGGAGAAGAACGGAAAGAAGAGUGGAAAGAAGAAGAAAAGCCUGAAAGAGAGAUGCACACUGCUUUGAGGAGACCAGAUCUUCAUCCCAUUCCCUCCUCUUUCCUUUUUGAUGCCAAAUACAAUCCAACCAGAACUGCAACUCUUUCACAUGUUUUGCACGUUUUCCCAUAUCAAAUCAGUAGUUCAACUCUGGGAUAUGGAGCUGUAACAUUCCUUGUUCAUCGGGCCUCAUUCAUGAAACACAAAUGCGACAAAAUAAUUCGAAAUUAAUUCUGCGUGUGUUUCAUGAAAUUCUUUAUUUUUCACUUUAUCACACAUACACAUAAAACGUUUGCUUUUUGUGCUAAAAACUCUAUUUUAUCUGCCUCUCCCUUCCUUAAAGGCAAAGGCAACAGACAUUACAGUAUAUGCAAUGUUUGUUUUGAAGCAUUAUUAUGCAGCUUAACACAGCUGAAGGAGUUGGGGAGAUUCACAGAAUUCACUAUGCAAUUGGUUCACACAAUAGACAAUUGAUAUUUUUGUAAUCACACCACUUCAUCUAUGUUUCUCUGCCUGGUGAUUAUCGACCAAAUAAACCUCUGUUUUUGUUAUGAA